Molecule: messenger RNA, 7619 nt
Organism: Rhizophagus irregularis DAOM 181602=DAOM 197198
Lineage: Eukaryota; Fungi; Glomeromycota; Glomeromycetes; Glomerales; Glomeraceae
Source: RefSeq, a predicted model, not a curated record
GGGAAUUUAAAAUACUAGUAACAAUAUAAAAAUUUAAAAACAAGUUUGCUGCUUUUUUCGGAGUUAUAUUGCCAUAGUAUGCUAACUUUGUCCUUUAUAUAAACCUAAAAAUUUCUGCGGAAAAUUCCUGAUUUGUUGUUUUUACCAGAUUUUUAUGAAAUUCGCAUUUUUUGGGGGGAAUGUAGAUUAUCGUGGUUUGUCAUACAUUCCACUCAAAAAUAUAUUAAAAGGGAUGUCUAACUCAUUUUCCCAACUCAUUGGAAAUUAACAUAGCAUUCCAAUAUUGAUAAGUAGUAACAAAAUUUUAGUCUUUAAUAAAUUCUUUUCAGUUUGACACAUCUUUGUAAGUUGCUGAACAGAGCAGCUCAAGAUAUGCAAAUGGAUAGCAAAAUCCCUGAUGUGAUACCAGAAACUACAACUGAGUACGACAAUAGUAAUGAUUUGUGCAAAUUUAUUCCUGGACUUUAUCGAUUGCUGGAUUUGUGCAAAGAUGAAGGUUCUAAUGGACUCGUUGAUAAGAUAAUUAUAUCUCAACAAGAUGUUAAACGUCUUUGCAAUAAGAUCAUGCCAAAUAGUUUCAAGUCCAUCUCGAAGAUAAAUUACGAAAAAUUGAACUCACGAUCAAUCCGACUUGUUGGAUGCUACGGCCGCAACGAACUAAUUGCAAAGUUUUUGUUCAUUAAGAAUAUUAUUAAUCAGAAAAAUUAUAAAUCAAUGAUUUCAUGUUCAUCAUCUGCUGACACUUCCUCACGUGACUAUACACCAUCACUCCGACCAGGAAUUUAUCUUCAACAAGUUGAUAAGACAAAAAAUGUGAACCCUCUUUUUUUAGUUAUACAUUGGAGCGAAGAUGGUUGUUAUGAUGAUUCUGUAUCUUCAUAUAGAAAGAAGAAUAUGACAAAUCUACAUCGAUAUCUUACAAAAUUGACUGAUCAUCAAAUAUGUUUAAUGAGUGAACGUGAUCUUGAAAGCAUAGAUUGGCAAAUAGCCCCAAAUGAAGUCAGCGAUGAUGAAAGUGAUGAUGAUGAUGGUGAAGGUGGUGUAUGUUACGAUUUUGAAGUAAAAAAAAGUCAAGAGCAAAAGGAGGAUUUCGAAAUCUCCCCCGGAUUCAGAAUUAAUAUUUCAGGAUUGGUAUCAUGUCAAGCUCAAAAUAGUUAUAACUGCUUCACUAAUAUUCCAUUGGAUUCAUCGGUUGUCGAAUCCGUAUCGAACCAAACCUUCUUUACACGUGAAAUACUUCCUGAAACAAAGAUUACUGACAGCAGCACAAUACCAUUUAAAUCAACCUCAGAAUUUCGCGAAUAUUUCAGGAGCAAGCUGGAAACUCAAAAAUGUGCUCUAAUAUUAGACACCGAUUUAACAAUGUCGAAACUUGAAGCAAUUGUUAAAGAUGGAUUAGACUUGAAAGAGAUUCUUCAACCGUAUUAUGACGCUUUGAUUAAACUUGAACAGGAGAAGGCUAUAUCUAAAGAGCAAAUAAUUAAGCAAGAUGCCUUACUUAUAGAGAAACUUGCAUGGCAAUGUCUUAGAUUCAAUUAUGGUGAAUUUGAGGACUCCCUGUGUGAUAAUAAAGAUGUCAUAGAAGAUGAUGAAAUUCAAUAUAUUCGGGAUAAAUAUCCUAAAAUUACAUCAAAAUUGGAAGAUAUUGUCAAUUAUAUUGAAUAUUUGCCAUGGGUAAACCUUAAGAGGCGGUUUAUUUUUGCGAGAAAUUUCUGUGAAAAAAAUGCUGAAAAUAAUACUCAUGAAGCUUUGCUGGAUCCAAAAAAACUUUUUUUAGAAAUCUUUUUUGAUAAAGAAGUAGAUCUUCGUAAUCUUGUCGAUAAGUAUAAUAGCUCAAAUUGGUGGAUGUCAUCUAUUGUUCAAAAGAUUAGGGAUGAGGCCUCUAAUAUUCCUGACUGUCAAUUUGUUAAAUAUACUUUUCAAGAAGUUAAAAUUGCUAAUGCAUUUUAUGAUGAAUAUGUUAAUUGGCGAAAAGAGUGUUUUCCAAACAAAGUCAAGGGAGUUUUAUCAAAAUUUUCAAUGUUUAAUAUAAAACCUUCACGGAAGUUAGAUCUUGAGUUUGACCAUAAGAAGCGUGAACUUGAAAUUUGCGAAAUAACUCGUAUUUGUUCUGAAAUUAAAGAUAGGUAUCCUGAAGGAGAACUUUUAAUAGUAAAAGACAUUGAAAUAAAAGUUCCUUAUAGUACGUAUUUUGGCAAAACGUCAUAUCGACUUUAUAGAGAAACUGAGGCCAUACGUUCAGCCCAGUUAAAAAUUACCAUAUAUGAAACAAAAAUUAGCCAAGAAGAUUCUUUGGAAUUAGAAAAAGAUGAAUCCUUUGUACCUACACCUUUAUUACCCGGGUUUGGUCGAAAUCCGGGUGUUUCUUUCGAAAUUGAUCCUGAAAAAUAUGAUUUUAUCAAUAUAUCACAAUUUGACAAAAAAUUUCUUGUAAUCUUAUGGAACAAAGAGAGCAAUAGAAUGGAAUUUUAUUUUGAUACGUUGAGACGUUUGCCUAAGAUGAUUGAGCAACAAAUUGCAAUCAAGAAAUUAAAUCCUGGACUUGGUUCGAAAAUUGCUAUUAAUGAUUCGAAGGGUUUAAUUGCAAUUUAUAGUCCUGAAAAAGCUAUGCUUAAUGUUUUAGGUUUUGAUGAUGAACAAACAAAUCUUAAUUUGCGAUAUAGGAAUAUUCAACUUUUGCAAUAUUAUAAUGACACUGCUCCUGAAAUAGCUCAUUUUCUUUUCAUAAAAAAUACAGAAGAUAUUUGUUUUGUUGAAUAUACUGGCAGAGCAAAGAUAUACAGUUUAAUUAAUGAUAGCUUCCGUCCUGGGAUUGCAGAUUUCCCAUCUUCAGCUACUAAGAUCUUGAGCACCCCAGAUGGUGCCUGCAUUGUGGCUUUUACCGCAGAACAACAAGAAGAAACCGAGGAUAUUCAAAUGCCAGACGUAUCUAUCUCAGACAGCGAGAAUGAGGGUAUAAGCAAUGAAGAGCCUUGUGACAAUACUGAAGAGAAUAAUGAAACCGCUUCAGAAAAAAUAGACAAUCCGAAUUCUGACACCAAGAAUUUUAAUAAAGAAGAGCCAAAAAAAUCCGGAUCUGAUUUUGUUAAUGCACAUAUUUAUUUCGUCGAAGGCUUCAGCCAGAAUGCUAAAAAAGUUAUUGUAUUACCUUUUACAAAAUCAUCAAUAGAGAACAUUCAAUUUUCAGUCAUUGAUAAACGUCAAAUUCAUUUGAUCACUCUAAACAAACAAGAAUUAUUUCAAUCAGUAAUGGUAAAAAUAACUCAUGCCAAAACUCAAUACCGUUUCGAGCGACAGUCACAACAUAUAUCUUUAGGUCAAGUUAAAAUCGAAAAUAAUAGAUCAUUAACAAUUUUGGGAAAGGAUACUAUGUUCAAUCGUGAUUUACGUGUUGGUGAUUAUUUAAUUAUUGGAGAUGAGAAACGACAAGUAUCCGAAAUUAUUUAUGAUAAUGUAUUGAAGAUUGUUAAGCCAAGCUUUGAUCACUUUAAUGUUGGACAGUGGUCAAGUUUUGAGAUUGAGCAAAGGAAUACCAAUAAUGGUCUUAUUGAUGCUUACGCCAUGGUCUUUACAAAGUAUGCAACAACAACUCCUAUCGGCCGAAUUGAUAACCCUUUAAAAGCAACUUUUGCGGCUGAUGUAUCUGAGAACUCUGAAGUUGCAAGUUAUGAAACAAAAAUUCAAAAGUAUGUUGCCAAAAUGUUUGAAAAAGUUAAAAAAGAAACCAAAAAACCUUCUGGUCAUUUAAAGCAUUUCAAAGCUGGAUAUACAAUUUUUGAGAAUCUUAUCUUAAAUGAAGAAAGCACCGAAUAUCAAUUUGGAGAGUGGAUUAUCCAGCUUUUCUGUUUAAUUCCAAUUCAAAUUGCUAUUGCCCGUGAUAAUGAAUUUGUGCCUUUACAAGAUGGAGUGUUCUCACCUGAAAUCGAUCAACCUACCUUUGAUGAAGGAUAUGGGUUAAUUGGGAGUGUAAGCAAAGCCAUAUCUUUUGGGUGGUAUGAAGCUAUUUUCGAACAUUAUGCAGACCUAGAAGUUAAAGUGAUAUCUUCAAUGGGUGAACAAUCAUGCGGCAAGAGUUAUUUGCUUAACCAUUGUGUUGGAUCUACCUUUGAUGGAUCUGCUAUGCGAUGCACAGAAGGAGUAUGGAUGUCAGUAGUGAAAACAAACGAUAUUCUUUAUGUUGCCUUGGAUUUUGAAGGCUUAGCAAGUAUUGAGAGAACUCCGCAAGAAGAGACUUUCAUGCAGCUUCUCAACGCUGCCUUAUCAAAUCUAGUACUAUUUAAAAGUCAAUUCGCUGUUAGCCGGGACAUUUCUUCAAUGUUUCAACGUUUUCAAGAUGGCACAAAUUACUUUGGUGAUGAUCCGGAUAUAUUUCAAGCUCGAUUUUGUAUCAUUAUUAAAGAUGUGGCUAAAACUGAUCGAGAAGAUAUCGUCGCUGAAUUUCAAUCUAAAUUCUCUAAAAUUGUGGAUCGGGAAGAGGAGGAUAACUUUAUUACCAAAUUGUACCGUAAUAAAAUGAGCAUUGUUCCUUGGCCAGUGUUUAAUGAAGCCGCAUUUUAUACGACCUUCAAGCAAUUGAAAGUUAAAUUGGAUGCCCAAGAUUCUAAGUAUAAGAAUGCCAGAGCUUUUAUUGAAAAAAUUAAGGUCUUGAUGACUAAGUUAAAAGUGUGUGAUUGGGGUAGUAUCCAAGCAACUUUGGUCACAAUGCGUGCAUUGGAAAUCAAGAAAUUCCUCAAUAACGUCAUUUCUUAUGGUUACGAGCAAAAAGAGGAUGAUCCUUUUUCUGAAUAUGAAGCUUCAUCGGAAAAUGCGAGUACUAAUAUUGAUGGAAUUAAGCAUCUUCGGGGGCGUGAUGAUGGAACUUUAAUACCUGAUGAUGUAAUAUCUCUCUCGGAGAUCUUUGAUGAUAUCAAUGAAUCAGUUAAAUUGAUGCCUGAUACUGGACUUGUAUUACUAAAGAAUGGAGAUGAUUUUGUCAAACUUUCAAGUGAUUUGAAGAAUUAUUUUGAGGAAAAUGUCCAUACUCGAGGAGAAAUACCAGAUAGCCAAUGGAUUGAAAAAUAUGAUAAGUUUUUAAAGUUCAUUAUAAAGAGACGCAUCGAUCGUGCCCAACAAUGGUUCAACAAAAACAUCUCGAGAUUUCCUAACGAUCAUAACGAGAUCAAGAUUACUAGUUAUGCACUUGAGCAAGAAAUAACCAAGCUAAACUUAUUCUGGAACAUUUGUCGGCUCCAAUGUAACAGCUGUGGCAUGGCAUGUCUCAAGACAAGUCGUCAUGAUGAUAACGAAAAAGAUACGGGACAUGAUUGUCUAACAGAUCAUUUAUGUCAUUUCCGUUGCUGCUUUGAAGAAGCUCAUACCACUGGCACUUUACCGGAAUGCACACAAUUCGCUGGUCAUGAAGGAAGGCAUGCUUGUGCUCAAAACCACGCUUGUGGAGAGCCUUGUAUUUAUUCGGGAAAACGAAAUUGUCAAACCCGUUGUGCCAAAGAGGUGGGACAUGAAAAAACUCUUGGGAGCGAAACUCAUUUAUGUGAAGCCAGCCGUCAUUAUUGUGGCGCAUCAUGUUCGUUAAAAGUAAACUUGCCGGGUGGUUCCUAUGAAUGCCGAAAUAAGUGUAUAAUUCCUUGUGAAGAUGAUCAUACUGUUCAUAAGUGUCAAAACGAGGUAUGUCCGAUUGAAUGCCCACUCGAAGGGUGUCAACGAAGAUGCGAAAGCAAAGAGCAUUUUCAUGCUUUUGAGAAAGAUGUGCAACAUUUUUGCGGAAACGAACAUCAAUGCCCAAAAGAAUGUGAAGAAAGUGGGAUCUGCAAAAUAGUAACUGAACCUACUGCGAUAGUUAAAGAACAAGCUGAAUAUGUUAACAAAUUCGGCAGCUUUAUGUUUACAAAGUAUUCUCAAACAUUUCAAAGACUUCAAUGCUGUAAAAAAAUACCUCCUUAUAAAUUUGAUCACGAAGGCAAGCAUGUUCACGAAGAAAAGAAAGCUCAUGAAUGUAAUGCAUCAUGUCCUGAUGAUGAGGGUGAACAUAUUAAAGAAGAAAAUGACAAACAAAAUUUUCAUUAUUGUGAUGUCAAGUGUCCGAAUUGUGCUUACUAUUGCACACUACCUUAUGAUCACGGUAAAAUGCAUAAUACUGAGCAUUCCACUGUCCAUGGAAAUAUGCUUUUGACUACCUUUACAUGUGAAGAGGAGGAGUUCGAAUUUGAAGGACAUCGUUUGAAUGUUGGAGAUCGUGGUGAUUUUGUUCUUUGUCACAAACUAUGUGAAAAUAUGGGUCGUCAUCGUCAUAUUGACUUUUGUAAAGAUCCUGGUGUGUGUGAGAGUGAGGGAGGAUCUCGAAAGGAAGGAAUAUUAGAGCAUAUAAAAGCACAUAUUAGUCCUCAGCCAAACCGAAAAAAAGAUUAUAUAUCUCAUCGUGUCUUUUGGGAGCGAACAAUGUUUCAAGAUCCUUAUUCGAAAGAGGACCGUGAAAAUUUCAAGAAGUGUGAUCAUGAAUGCGCGGAUGAGAAACAUCACAGUGUGAAUGAAAUAACUGGCAAAGAACCUACCAAAUCCUAUUGUACUCAAGAAAUUUUUCAUGCUCCAGUUGAUUUAAAAACAUUUUCACUUGGGAAGACCGGUUACAUAUCAACUGAUGGCCAUCAUUUUACUUGUGAAAAUCCAACAACAAAUGUUGGUAAUUUCCAUAUUGUUUUUGUAGUUGAUAGAAGUGGUUCUAUGUGGAAUAGUGAUUGUAUGCCAAUUUGUUCAAGUACAGCUACUUCGAGAUUAAAGUUGACACAUAAUAAUCGACUUGGAGCUGUAUAUGAUGCAGCUUACACCUUUAUUGAAACCCGUCGUUCUUCACGAAAGGUAACGCCAUCUGGGCAGAUGUCUGUAGAUCGAGAUACUGUAUCUAUGGUUCUUUUUGAUUAUAAUGCUUUGGUUGCUUUUGAGAAUGAAAGUUUAUCAAACCCCGAACAAUUACUAACGAAGAUGAUGGCAUAUACUCCUAUUGGCGAUAAUUAUUAUCACGAGGGUAUUAAAAAAGCUUCAGAAAUUAUUGACAAAUAUUAUGAUGCUUCAAAGACAAACGUAAUCAUAUUUUUAUCGGAUGGUGAAUAUCAUGCUCCGGAACCUGAAUUACGUAGUCUUUGUCAAAGAGAAGCAAAUAGAGGAUCGCCAAUCUACCUGUAUACUAUAAUGUUUACUGGGAGUACUACAUAUUCAUAUUAUGGUCAAUCACUUCAAAAGAUGGUUGAUAUUGUUAGUGAAUACCUUCCCAAGACGAAUGAUAAAGACUCACUAAAAUGUCAGUAUGUUCUUGCAAUUGAUCAGAUAAAGUUGACUGAGCAUUUUACCAAAGUGGCUGAAAGUUUACGAAAACAUCGUCCAAUGUUGAUGCGUAAAUAGAAAUAGUAACAUACUACUUGUAGUUUAGUUUAAAUUGAUAGUUUUUGUAAUUUCUUGGUAUUAUUUAAGAGAUCCAAUUCAGAUCUUUUACCCAACUGACCCUUGUUUUCUUCUAACUUUAGCCAUUAAAACUAAAUGCAAAUAAAGUUAACAACUUACAUUGUUGUUCUUGUGCUAAUUUGUUAUUUAAAAGCUAUAUAAUAAAUAUUGAUAUAUGAUAAUUACAU